CUCCUACCUCAAAAUUUGCAUUCUGUGAAGCAAGAACUUGAAAUGUCUCAACCUGGAGGCCCUAAAACCAUGCAGGAAAAAGAUGAAAAUAUUCAAUCUAUUGAGAAAAUGCACCUAGAGAAGUUAUGCCAUGACACAAAAGAGAAUAUUGAUUUGGUGAAGGAACUUAUUUUAGGAGAUUUAGACGAGAAGAGGAAUCCGGUACCUAACUCUGAUAAGGAAGAAGAAAAUAAUCAAUAUCUAAAUUGUGAUGAAAACUCUCAAAGUGAAGCUAAAGUGCAGCCUGGCUUGGGAAAUCGGAAUUCCUCCAAUGAAGAAGAUUUCUUAAAUCAUGAAAGCCAAGAAACUCCAAUGAAAAAAAUCUGACGGUGAUCCUCAAAAUAUUUCUAAUGAGAAUUCACAUGUUGCUAAAGAUGUUGUAAACAAAGAGGAAACUACUGAAGAUGAGGCUAAAGCUGGCCAGCUGCCAGAAGAUAUCCAACAGAAGAGUCUUUUACAAAACUUUGAGGAGCAAGAAUCUGAUAUGUUGAACCAAGAUUUAGCUGAGACUUUACAACUAGACAAGCAAGAAGUACUCGAAGAUGAUGCAAAUUUCAACUCGGAUAAAUCAAUAGGAAAAUUUUCUAAGAUAGUAAAUAAGCUAGAGUUAUCAACAAAUUCUCUUUCAUAUGAAAGAUUUUUCCCAGGAAGGGUCCUCGGUAAUACUUUUGUAGCUAAGAACAACUCAAGUGAGCUAAUCAAAUUAGCCAUUUCGUUUGAUAAUUCCAAAAUUAACAAUCAUUAUGUGGCUGACAAACUUUGUGAACACUACUCUUGCGACUCAGUCAAUGAAAUGGAGGAUCCAUAUAGUAAGCAUAUGCUGCAGGAAGUAGACACAACAAAAGAAGUGCUAGAUGUAUGGCAUUUAGAAGAUCCUUACACGAAGAAACUGUCUCAAUUUGUUGAAUUCGAGCUAGAGCCCAAUUCUGAACAGGAGUUUAUCAUUGUGCUGAAGUCUCCUGCAAAUAAUCAACAAAUAAUGUAUGCUGCUGAUGUGGUCCUUCAUCAGAUUGAGAAUGGGUUUAAAGAUUCAGUAUUUUGAUUUGGAUUUCUGGAACAACUAAAAAUAUCAAUUCCAAAAGAGAUGUAUAACACAAAACUCAAUGCUAGAAUAGUCAAAAUUGUACUGCAACGUAAACAAAAGGCUCAGUCAAUUAAACUGCUAUUAGAGAACAAAGGAGAUAUGUCAGUGAUUACAAAUUUCCAAAGUAUAGAGCUUGAAGAGAACCUUCAGUUCUGUCUCCCAAAAAAUAAGCUGUCUCUUGAGCCAAAAUCCAAAGCUCUCCUUGAGAUUAAAGCUUUGUACAAACCUAUUAACCAGCCUCGACAACAAAAUGCCAAACCUGAAGUGAUUCAUAAACUAGUUGUUUCUAAGGUCAAAGACUGUGAGCUGAAGUUCAGCAUCGUAUUCGAGAUAACCAUACUCUAACUCUCUAUCUGAGUCUGGCAGCCUGGGUUUUAUCCCAAACCUUGAAGUCAUUUUCUU
Moneuplotes crassus is the source of this 1525-nucleotide messenger RNA. The record is from the annotation of a GenBank genome assembly. NCBI's taxonomy places the organism in Eukaryota, Ciliophora, Spirotrichea, Euplotida, Euplotidae.